AUGACAGACGUGGAGGAGCGGCCGCACAAGAAGCGGCGCUUCUUUGUCGAUGAUUCUCCUGCUGCAGAAUCAUCGCUCCCUCGUGCGAACAGCGUCGCAGAUUCAUCACAGCCUCCCGCACACUCACCACCUGCAGUCGAAAGCGACGAUGCGCUUCCGAUCGACGUUUUCGAUACCGGCCUGUUCAAGGCGGUCGUAGGAGAUGGUCUACCAGACUCUGCGGUGCUAAGCUUACAGAAGAGAUUCGGAGACAACCUGGAGAGCGCCAUCAACGCCUAUUUUGAUGGAUCAUGGAAGACUCCUUCUCCCCAGAAACCGCCGUCCAUCCCACAAGCAACAGCACAGAAGCCACCCUCCUUGUCAAAGCAACUCAGUAAGGAUGCCACCUCUGCGCAGAAAUCCCACGAGGCUGCGACGGCAUCUUCGCCUCCGCCCAAACCGCCGCCACUCGAGGUCAUGCCGAGCAAGAGAUAUAUCGGAGCGCUUGGAGUCGCAGGAUGGAUGACGAAAAGUGGCUCGGGCUUACUCAAGCCCGGUGACAAUGUCAAAAUCGAACGGUCGAAACAACGCCCGUCACAGAAGCUGGGUGCGGGUGGCAAGAUCAGACAGCCUCUCCGGCAAAAGGUGGAUGUCAUCGUUCGCUUCAUUGACUCCCACGGCAGCGAGCUUGGCCGGCUGGAGCAAGAGCCUGCCACAUGGAUCUCGACUUUGCUGGAUCAGAAUGUCUGCUCCUUCGAAGGCCAUUGUAUCUUUGCCCCCGAGCGCGUCCGGACGAAUGACACCGUCUACCUCCAGCUCACGUGCUACCUGCUCAAGCAAGCUUUCGAUGCAAACAACUACAUCAGACCGCUUGACAAUAACCGCCAAACGGGCCUCUUCGAAGCGAAAGAGACACAGGAUGAGCGAGAUCUGAGAAUGAGACAGAUUGGGCUCGUCAAGCUGUUUCAAGAGAUCAAUCUUCACCCCUCGCAGAUCAACGAGCAAACAGCAAAGCACAAGCGGGAAGGCAUAUUACAAGCCGCUGAAGUGGCUGAGAGGUACGAAGUCGACGGGUCCACGGGCAAGAAACACGGAUCGGAUUCGGGCAAAAGUACGCCAAUGGAAAAUCCGGGAUCAUCACCGCCUUCGGAGGGGAACGAGGAGGGCGAGGAACUGGAGCAAGACCAGCUUGAUACGCUCUACAGGAAGGCGCAAUCUUUCGACUUCAACACCCCAGAAGCCGAGCCGGCCGCCUCGUUCGACAUGGAUCUCCGAAAGUAUCAGAAGCAAGCUCUGCAUUGGCUCAUGUCCAAGGAGAUAGCAUCAACGCAGGACCAUAAGGAGCAAUCAAUGCACCCACUCUGGGAAGAGUACCACUGGCCAUCGAAAGACGUAGAUGGAAAAGACUUGCCAAUCGUCGCCGGCGUCGAUGCAUUCUACAUCAAUCCAUACAGCGGCGAGAUCAGUCUGGACUUCCCUGUACAGGAGCAGAAUUGCUUAGGAGGCAUUUUAGCAGAUGAGAUGGGCCUCGGAAAGACGAUUGAGAUGCUGAGUUUGAUCCACACCCACACGAGCCCAGAACAAAAGGCUGCGAUGAACAGCAGUGGCGAGAGACGUCUCGAUUCUGUCAACAGCUUGCCCCGCCUCCCCAAGUCGUCAGCAUCAGUCGAACCGGCGCCUGCUACCACACUGGUCGUCGCCCCGAUGAGUCUGCUUGCACAAUGGGCCAGUGAAGCGGAAAAGGCGUCGAAGCACGGCACCCUGAAAGUCAUGAUGUACUAUGGCGCCGAGAAGACCGCCAAUCUUCAGACUCUGUGCUGUGCUGCUAAUGCCGCAUCGGCGCCCAACGUCAUCAUCACAAGCUACGGCGUUGUGCUAUCUGAAUACAAUACCGUCGCGUCGUCCUUCGUCGGAAACCGUGGCAGCCACGGGGGCCUGUUCUCCAUUGAGUACUUUCGUGUGAUUCUCGAUGAAGCGCACAUGGUGAAGAACCGGCAAAGCAAGACCGCCAAGGCGUGCUAUGAGCUUUCCGCGAUCCAUCGAUGGGUGCUGACUGGUACGCCGAUUGUCAACCGACUGGAAGAUCUGUUCAGCCUGGUGAGAUUUCUACGCGUCGAGCCGUGGAGUAACUUCAGCUUCUGGAAGACUUUCAUCACAUCCCCCUUCGAAAAAGGCGAGUUUGUUCGGGCGUUGGACGUCGUACAGACUGUGCUUGAGCCGCUGGUGCUGCGGAGAACGAAAGACAUGAAGACGCCUGAUGGCGAAGCUUUGGUGCCUCUACCGCCCAAGGUUGUCGAAAUCGAACGGGUCGAGCUGAGUACGCCCGAGAGGGAAGUAUAUCAACACAUCUACGCCCGGGCGAAGAGGACUUUCGCCGCGAACGUCGAGGCCGGCACUCUAAUGAAGAGCUACACCACCAUCUUCGCGCAAAUCCUGAGGCUACGACAGAGCUGCUGUCAUCCGAUCCUGACGAGAAACAAGGCUUUCGUGGCAGAGGAGGAGUCUGCUGCAAAGGAAAGCGAUAUUGCCAAUGGUCUUGCGGAUGACAUGGAUCUGGACUCGUUGCUUGAACGGUUUCAGGCAGAUGAAGGAGAACAGGAUGCGUCCAGAUUUGGAGCGCACGUCCUAAAGCAGAUCCAGGAAGAAGCGGAGAUGGAAUGUCCGAUUUGCUCCGAGGAGCCGAUGAUCGAGCAAGCGGUAACUGGCUGCUGGCAUUCGGCUUGUAAGAAGUGCCUGCUGGACUACAUCCAGCAUCAAACAGACAAAGGGGAGAUUGCAAGAUGCUUCAACUGUCGAGAGCCUAUCAUUGCACGAGACGUGUUUGAAGUUGUGAGACACGACGAUGAUGAAGACGGCGAUAAUGGGCAGAACAUUGCAUCCAAGGCGCUCAUGGGUGCCAUCGAAGACGACGAAGAAGAAGAAGAGCUAUACUCCAGCACGCAGCUUGACCAAGCCAAAACCCCAACCAGGAUAUCCCUCCGACGAAUCAACCAACUCUCGAGCGCGAAAAUCAACACCCUCCUCUCGCAACUCAAAAAGCUCAAGCGCGCCGAGCCCGCGACGAAAUGCGUCGUCUUCAGCCAAUUCACCUCCUUCCUCGACCUCCUCGCCUCCGCCCUCCACACCUCCAACAUCUCCUACCUGCGCUUCGACGGCUCCAUGUCGCAAAAGGACCGCGCCACCACUCUCACCACCUUCGCCACCCGCCCGAAGUUCACCGUGUUGCUCAUCAGUCUGCGCGCCGGCGGCGUCGGGCUGAACUUGACGUGCGCGCGCCGCGUGUUCAUGAUGGAUCCUUGGUGGUCGUUUGCGGUGGAGGCGCAGGCGAUUGAUCGCGUGCAUCGCAUGGGGCAGAGUCAGGAGGUUAAGGUGACGCGGUUUGUGGUGCAGGAGAGUAUUGAGGAGAAGAUGCUGCGGGUGCAGGAGAGGAAGAAGUUCAUUGCAAGCUCGCUGGGCAUGAUGAGCGACGAGGAGAAAAAGUUGCAGCGCAUCGAGGAUAUUAGGGAGCUGUUGAGUUGA
This is a messenger RNA of Neohortaea acidophila, 3498 nucleotides long. RefSeq names its product DNA repair protein, RAD5. Gene Ontology annotation, molecular function: zinc ion binding; ATP-dependent chromatin remodeler activity; ATP binding. NCBI's taxonomy places the organism in Eukaryota, Fungi, Ascomycota, Dothideomycetes, Mycosphaerellales, Teratosphaeriaceae. Bases 1 to 3498 code for a protein of 1165 amino acids. The transcript has 2 exons. The record is from RefSeq and is a predicted model, not a curated record.